Molecule: messenger RNA, 4567 nt
Organism: Brassicogethes aeneus
Lineage: Eukaryota; Metazoa; Arthropoda; Insecta; Coleoptera; Nitidulidae
Source: the annotation of a GenBank genome assembly
UGUGAAUGUAGACAUUUCUGUUUUUAGAUUUAUCCCGUUUUUUAAAGUAAUUUCUGAAGUAAUAUUCAUAUACUCUCUCAGCUGAAAAGGUGUCAUGGUGAAUACUCGGCGCAUGGAGUCAAUUGGCUCAUCUGCAGAUAUUGGUACCAGACACCGCACCAGGGGUACCGCAAAGGAAGAAGUAAGCGUAACGGAAGAAUCCUCGAGCAUUGGUGAAAGCGAUAGUGAAGAUCCAAACAUAGAUGAAGACGAACCGUCUGACAUAAAUGAUGUUAAGCCUAAAGUAUCUAAUAUAAAGAAGAAACCCACUAUUAGUCUACCCGCAUCUAGAAUCAAGACUUUUAGAGACAGAAAAUACUCUCGUCCUACAAGAUCCACGCGUCGUCUUAUAUCGCGCGGCCUGUUCUCGCGAAAAAUGGAUUCCGAAUCGGAAUUGGACGAGAACGACUUCGAUGAGGACGUGUACUCGCGCAGGAGUCGCAACAAGCGGCACAGCAAGUCGCACAUGGCCCGCAUCGAGCGACGCACCGCGCUCUCGCUCAGGCCGAUCAGCCAGAAGUGCUACAACGAUGAAACGCACUCCCCUCUCCACUUCAAUUCCGAUAGUGAAGAUGUAACACCCGGUAGGAGAGGCGUACGAAGAAGCAAAAGAAAAACCGUCCACUGUCGUAGCGCAUCGUGGUUGGCGGACGAUCAGAUAAACAAAGUCGGCUAUCCUACUUUGAACGCAGAAUAUUCCGAAGAGGACAGCCGCGACGCGCCCGAAGAGCAAUGGCAAUCGAACAAACGCAUCACGCGGCACUCGAACGGCAAUCGCGGCCGCGAAAUCAAGAACCCCAAGUACCUGUACGACUACCAGACCAAUCAGGGCUCGCCGCGCAGACGCAGAGUCGCCUCGGGCAACCGCGAGCUGGGAAGUAGGCGGGAAUCGAACGACAAGGAGAAUAAAGAAGGGAAUUUGGUGAACGGCCGUUCGUGCAUAAAGAAUGGCAAGGAGGAGGCGAAGGAGGAAGAAGGGGAGGACUUGGAGGUGGAUUCCGAGGAGCAAUCGAAUGAAGCAAAGAAUUUGAAUGAGCAGGAAGAUGCUAUUGCACCAAAGGAGGAGAAAAAUAAUGUUCAAAAGGAGAAUAAGCUCGAGUCUGAGUCUGAGGAUGAUAAUAUGCCGUUAAGAAGGCGAACUAGAAAUAGGAACAACAAUAUGAUUCCCAAUCAGGAAUUUUCCCCUAGAAUUACUAGAAAGAAGAAAAUCGUUGAGAGUUCGAGUGAGUCCGAGGAAGAAGGUCCUAAAUACUCUCUAAGAGAAAGAGCACCAAAACCUAUCCCCAAACAAAUUCAAUUGGCUCUAAGAGCCAGGACAAGGCGGCGGUUUAACCGAAGAAGAGCGGUUUCAGGAGGAAGUUCCAGUUCAUCUCCUUCAUCAUCUGAAGUUCGACAUAACAAGCCAAAGCCGCCCAAAAGUCCACACUCUAAAAACGAACGCAUGAAAUCGGGCGUUGGCAACAACAAUAUAGCUCCGUUGGGUCCGGAAGUGUUAGAUGCCAGCGUUAGAUUUAACAGCGUUGGCGGCCUGGACAGCCACGUUCAGUGCCUGAAAGAAAUGAUUUUGCUGCCGAUGAUGUAUCCGGAAGUUUUCAAGCAGUUUCAGAUUCAACCUCCAAGGGGGGUUCUUUUUCAUGGACCACCAGGUAUAAAAACCUUGCUUACUCAUUUUAACACAAUCCCUUCAAUGUUUUCUCUCUCUAAAGGUACGGGUAAAACCUUGAUAGCAAGGGCACUAGCGAACGAAUGCAGUUUCGGUUCGAAAAAGGUGUCGUUCUUCUUGAGAAAAGGUGCAGAUUUGCUAAGCAAAUGGGUUGGCGAAUCAGAAAAACAAUUGAGAUUACUAUUCUCACAGGCUAGUGAAAUGAAACCCUCCAUCAUAUUUUUCGACGAGCUGGACGGGUUGGCACCCGUGCGAUCGGCCAAGCAAGAUCAGCACCACGCCAGCAUAGUGUCCACGCUUCUGGCACUGAUGGACGGCUUGGAUAGCAGAGGAGAGAUCAUAGUCAUAGGCGCGACCAAUCGGAUAGACGCCAUAGAUCCGGCGCUGCGCAGGCCCGGCAGAUUCGACCGCGAGCUCUUCUUCCCCCUCCCUUCGAGAAACGAAAGGGAGGAGAUUCUCAACGUGAACGUGGCCAAGUGGACCUGCCAGCCCAGCAAACCGCUGAUCUCCUAUUUGGCGGAGAGCUCGGUGGGCUACUGCGGUUCGGACCUGCGCGCUCUGUGCUCCGAGGCGGUGAUACAGAGCUUUCGCAGGACCUAUCCGCAAGUUUACUCGUCGGAUCACAGGUUGCUGCUGAAUCCCGAAAACGUUCGCGUGGAAAAGGUAGAUUUUCUCAGGGCCAAGUCCGUGUUGGUUCCGGCUUCGCAUAGGCAGGCUCAAGGUUUGGGCAAAAAGUUGCUUCCGAAUUUGGAGCCCUUGUUAAAGGUGCCCCUUAAAAGCGCGUUUGAUAGCCUGAAGGAGACUUUUCCGCACGGGGCAAACUCAGCUUUGGCAAAGGUGAAAAUAUCUCCAAACGUGCGUCCAGCUCAAUUACUUAUCACCGGAAACGGUUCUGAGCAUGGUCAAACAUGUUAUCUAGCUCCUGCUUUAAUAUACCAAAUGGAACAUAUACAUACUUAUUUGUUGGAUCUGGCUACUUUAUACCAAGAAACAGGCAGAUCUGCAGAAGAAGCUUGCAUACAGAUUUUUAACGAAGCCCGAAGAAACGUGCCGAGCAUCGUAUACAUCCCAAGCAUAAACCGAUGGUGGGAGCUGGUGUCUGAAACGGUCAGAGCCAUAUUAAUAAUGCAAUUGUCGAAACUCGAGCCGAACAUUCCCAUACUAUUUUUAGCGACCUCCGAAGAAAUUUACGGCGAUUUACCUGAAGAAGUACAAAACAUAUUUUCCGUGUACCGUAAAGAGGUCCACCGGGUGGAAGUGCCGUCGGCGGAGUCCCGGUCGGCAUUCUUCAAACCGCUGAUCAUCGAUAGCGUUUUAAGGCCGCCCAGGGUUUUCCGAGAGCGCCCCAAAAGUCCGCCGCCGUUGCCGAGGGCGCCCACCCCCCCGCCGACGCCUCUUACGGAGCUACAGUCUCAAAAGUUGUACGAAACGGAAGAGCACACGCUGAGGGAGCUCAGGAUAUUCCUGAGAGAUAUUUGCAGGAAAUUGGCCAACAACAAGUUGUUUUACAUGUUUACCAAGCCUGUGGAUACCGAGGAGGUGCCGGAUUAUACCACGAUUAUCAAGCAGCCGAUGGAUUUGGAGACCAUGAUGACCAAGGUAGACUUCCAUAGGUACGAGUGUGCCAAAGACUUUUUGAAUGACAUCGAAUUAAUUUGUCAGAAUGCUCUGGAGUAUAACCCUGCAAGGUCGUCAGCAGAUAAACAAAUUCGCCACCGUGCUUGUUCGUUAAGAGACUACGCUUAUACUUUAAUAAAAAGUGAGAUGGAUACGGAUUUCGAGGAUAAAUGUCAGGGUAUAGCGACAACGCGUAAAUUUAGAAAAGUGUGCACCACCAAAUUUCUGCCUCCUUACAUAAAAACGCCAGAAAAUCAAACAUUAACUGAAAAGGAGAAAGAAAGCGCCAAGAAAAAUAACGAAGAAAAUGGAGAUAAAUCCAAUGAAGUUCUUACUCCUGCACAGAGAGCGCAUAGUCCGAAUAGAAAACGUCGCUUCAAGUGGCAAAAAGGAUUUAUACAGAAGCCCAAGCGUGCCAAAAUGACGCCAGAAGUUAAUGAAAAAACAUCAACUGGAGACGAAUCUAAAGAGGUCGAGGAAAGUGAUAAGCCUGUCGCCAGUUUAAAGGGAUCCAGCAGCCAAGUAGAAAACGGUUCUGCCACCUCGGACACCACCACAUCUAGCACCACAGCGCCGCUUACCAUUAACUGUGAUACGCAACCGCUUAAAAUGGACGUUGCCAGUCCAUUACAAUCGCCCAAGAGACGAUUAAGCUUACUUUUAAGUCCAUCCGAGCUUCUAGAUAGUCCGUUAGAUUUUGAUGAUGUUGAUCAAGCGUUGAACGAAUCAGUUGAAGGUGAAUCCAAACCAGGAAAGCCCAUUGAAUGUCCAUUGCCAGAGUUGGAAAAGGUGUUAGACCAAGCUGUAAAAGCAACGUCUCAAUAUUCUCUAAUGGCCCUGUUAGAUUUAUAUAACCAUCUCAAUGGCAUUAUUAAAAAAUACUCUAGAACCCACUUAAGAACUGCACUACCCAAGGAUAUGAUGAAGGAGUUGAUACGUUUCAAAAAGGAAAGGAGUAUGGACAAUCACUGCCCAGUUUAAUUUUAUAUUAUAUUGUUUUUAUUUUAUUAUAAGUAUCAGUAUUUAAAUAGAUAUUUUUUAUUUUAAAGUUUACUUAAGCUGUUGCAGUGCAGCAGUACUUUAGAAUUUAAGUUAUUUAUUUUUAGAUUACCAAAGAUAAUAAUGUCUUCACUGCCACAAAAAGGCUGAUUUUUUUGUAUCGUAUUAAAUUGUUUAAGAGGGUGCUUAAUGUGCUUCAGAAAUCUUAUUUGUCCUUAGUUGUAUAUAACUUAAUUCACUUAAUUUUUU